This is a messenger RNA of Malania oleifera, 1779 nucleotides long. Its product is annotated as putative oxygen-evolving enhancer protein 2-2. The record is from RefSeq and is a predicted model, not a curated record. The transcript is spliced from 4 exons. NCBI's taxonomy places the organism in Eukaryota, Viridiplantae, Streptophyta, Magnoliopsida, Santalales, Ximeniaceae. The coding region runs from base 1282 to 1659 and encodes 125 amino acids. Gene Ontology annotation, molecular function: calcium ion binding. Gene Ontology annotation, biological process: photosynthesis. Gene Ontology annotation, cellular component: extrinsic component of membrane; photosystem II; photosystem II oxygen evolving complex.
GCCCCUCACGAACAGGCUGACAUUGGAGCUGGACAAAGAGGGAUGUAGUGACACGUGGCAAGAGGGCAAGCCAAUAGAACCUUAUCUCCUCGUCAAAAAUGCGAUCUCCCCGUCAUCCAUUCCUCCCCGUUAUCCAAUAUCCACAACCGCCCAAUUAUUUCCUUACCUGCGCUGGCUCACACACACCCCCGACGAAAACUGAUCAGCAAGCGAUACAUCAUAAAGAAGAAGAUCAAAGCAAAAGGUGUAGUCAUUAGAUCCAGCACGUGCUAUACGUACUGAUUAUGGCAUCCACUGCAUGUUUGUUGCACCACCAUGCAAUUGGUAUCAGACACUCCUCCUCCUGCUCCUCGUCGCACCGCCAGCAGCCGCAGCAGCAAGUAGUACUGGCGGCCAUCAAGCCCCCCCAUCGCCACCAGCAGCUCAUUCUCUCCCGCGCCAUCCAGAAUAAGCAGCAGGCCGUCGCCGUCCAUCCUGAAGACGACGGCAACGCCACCAUCUCUCGCCGCUUGGCUCUCACCGUCCUCAUUGGUGCUGCCGCCGUUGGCUCCAAGGUUUCCCCCGCCGAUGCUGCCUACGGAGAAACUGGUAUAUCUGCAUACGUUGAUAUAUAUUUUAAUUAGUUUGGAUAAAUUACACUGUCUAAAUGCAGUUUGUUUACUUUCUAAAAUUCUAAUAUAACUUUUUUACAUGUAUAAUUUUUAAAUUUAAGCUUCGAUGGAAUGUCUUAGUGAGGAUAUACUCCAUAAAUUGGGAAAGAGAGAGAGAGAAGGAGAAGGAGAAUCUCUUAAUUAACAAGAGGGAUGCAUGUAAUUAAGAAUGCCCCUGCACCAGUGUGUGGGAGAGAGAAAAAUUAAACCAUUUCAGUUCCAUUAAUUAAUCCACGGAAAAGCAUUGUGUUGAAAAUGACUUCGUAUCUCCACGCGUGGUAUGUAGGUAUGUAGGCAUAAGCCUGCAUCAUUUUACAACGGAAGUGCUAGCCUUGAAUCAUUUUCCAUCUCCUGCUGUGGCACUUGUUGCUAGCUUUGAUCCGCCAAUUAAUAAUGGUAGCUAGUAUACAUAUAUCAACCUAUAUUUUAAAUUGUAAAUGGUGAUGAAAUUAAUUAAUGGACAGCAAAUAUUUUUGGGAAGCCCAAGACGAACACGGACUUCUUGCCAUACAACGGGGAAGGAUUCAAGCUGUCGAUACCAUCAAAAUGGAACCCAAGCAAGGAGAGGGAAUUCCCAGGUCAGGUUCUGAGGUACGAGGACAACUUCGAUUCCAAUAGCAAUGUCUCCGUCAUGGUCACCCCUACCGAUAAGAAGUCCAUAACCGAUUAUGGCUCCCCUGAGGAGUUCCUAUCUAAAGUAGACUACUUGCUAGGAAGACAAGUAUACUCUGGCAAGACUGAAGCUGAGGGCGGGUUUGACAAGAACGUGGUGGCAACGGCGAACAUAUUGGAAAGCGCAACGCCGGUAGUGGGAGGGAAGCAGUACUACUUCGUGUCGGUGCUGACGAGAACUGCGGACGGAGAUGAAGGGGGGAAACACCAACUGAUAACAGCCACGGUGGCGGAUGGGAAGCUCUUCAUUUGCAAGGCGCAAGCCGGGGACAAGAGAUGGUUUAAGGGAGCGAGGAGGUUUGUGGAGAGCACUGCAGAUUCUUUCAGCGUUGCCUAGCUCACCAUACCUCAUCCUUUCAUUUGUACUACUUCUUCAUCUAUGUUCCCUAGUUUUAUACAUCUAUAUAUUAUAUAUAUACAUAUCAAUUGCGACUUUAAGCUGUUACACUUUGGUCAA